Rotaria sp. Silwood1 is the source of this 357-nucleotide messenger RNA. Lineage: Eukaryota; Metazoa; Rotifera; Eurotatoria; Philodinida; Philodinidae. The record is from the annotation of a GenBank genome assembly.
AUGACUGAUGAAUUUAAUCGAUACUAUAUCGAAAUUCGAGUUAUUUUGGGAAUAAAUCCAAAAACAAUCUUCGACGAACUUACAGAAGCUUUGGGACCUGAUGCUCCAUCAUACUCAAUGGUUAAAAAUUGGGCAAAACGUUUUCGUGAAGGAAGAGAAGAUGUCAGUGAUGAUCCUCGAUCUGGUCGUCCGAUUUCAAUUCUUACAGUUGAAAAUAUUGAAUGUGUUCGACAAGUUAUCGAAGAUGAUCCCCACUCAACUUAUGAAGAUAUUAUUGUUAAGACUGAUCUAUCGCGUGGUACAAUAGAACGAAUUAUCCAUGAUCAUCUAAAGAUGAGAAAAGUUGUAUCACGUUGA